Messenger RNA from Cylicocyclus nassatus, 946 nucleotides. The record is from the annotation of a GenBank genome assembly. NCBI's taxonomy places the organism in Eukaryota, Metazoa, Nematoda, Chromadorea, Rhabditida, Strongylidae.
GAUUCAGGCGGUUCUCAAUGAGAUUCCUGCUCCUCUUAGCCCUUGUCCUGGCAGAAGCUUGUCCAAGUCAAAUCCAACCUUCUGUCGCCCGUCGCGACGAUGAUAUUGAGGAAGUAGUGCACAAGAAGUUGCGCCCAAGGACUAUCACAAAAACCGAUAAGAUCACAGAAAUUCAUAUCGAUGUCAGCGGACUGCACUCAUCGCCCUCAUUGCGUAGACCGUGUCGCGAACAUCGCUUGCAUGUUACUGAAGCAAAUGCUUUGUACGAUGCUAUCCUUGAAGUCUUGUGCAAUACUGAGUCAAGUGGCUUGCACGAUGCCAUCGCAAAAAUCGUGGACGAUUUUAUGUCUGGGCGUCUUUAUAAAUCAGAAUCAGGAGGUCGUUAUCGAUGGCUAUCAAGAGUGAGGGCCGAGAACCAAAAUGGGUAUUGUGAAAGUGGAUGGACUUACCUUAAGAACACUAACUCUUGCUAUAAGACCUUCUUCGACCAAAAGUGGACCGCUGCCGAGAGCAUUUGUGUUUUGCUUGGAGGACAUUUGACUUCUAUCCAUACCCCCGAAGAAAAUUUAUUUGUAUCUUAUCUGUCAAAAGCAGGUGUCAGACGAUCUUUCUGCACAGAGGCGACCUGGAUAGGCCUGCAUCAAGCAAGUUAUCCAAGUAGCAAGGAAUGGACGUGGACUGAUGGCACGAAAGUUGACUAUUUACCAUUUCGUCAUGGCGAGCCGAAUAACUUUGAUAAACGUGAACAGUGCGGACAGCUCUAUAGCGACGAACCCCAUUCUCAGCAAUGGAAUGCUUGGAGCUGCGAUACCAAGAUGAGGAACUUCGUGUGCAAGAAAAAGUCAAACCCUCUUUUUUAAAGUAACAGUCUUUCGCAUUUGAUGAUUUUGUCAUUUGAGGCUCUUGGACAAUGUGCAAAUGGAGUAUAAAGUCUGAUUUAAUAGUU